AAAUAACAAUGUUUCUAUAUUAUUACAAAAUUGCCACUCAUUAUAUACUUGUUGUUUUUCUUCCCCAUUUGUCUCUCACUCGAAGCCGUGAACUGCGACUCCAAACGCCUCUCCGCCGUCUCCACUAUCGUCGUAUAGAGAACCGGUUGAGCCGCACAAGGGGCAGAAGAGAAAGAAAAAAUGCCUCUUUAUGAUUGUAUGCUUUUGUUGAAACCCAAUGUGACGAAAGAGGCAUUGAUGGACUUGGUUGCCCGAGUGGGAAAACACGUUUACAGUAGAAAUGGGGUUCUCGCUGAUAUAAAGUCCUUUGGCACUGUUCAGUUGGGUUAUGGUAUUAAAAAGCUUGACGGGAGAUACUACCAGGGCCAACUGAUGCAGAUGACAAUGAUGGCUACACCGAACAUCAACAAAGAGCUGCAUUACCUGAACAAGGAAGACAGACUGCUGCGUUGGCUUUUGGUUAAACACCGGGACACAAAAUUUGGGCUGGAUUUUGUUAGUGAAGAUGAUGGGAAGGGCGAGCUCAGUAAACUCACUCGGAGCAGCUUAUUUGAUGAGGACCUUGACGAGGACGAUGAGGACGAUGAAGAUGAAUAUGAGGUGGACCAAGAGGGGAAUAAAGAGAACUGAUGGCAACAGAAUUCUUUAUCUUUUUGCACUUUAAGCAGGGCAGAUCCAUUGGCAUUUUGCUUGAACUCGUCGGACAUGUUAUCUUAUGUUGGGGCAUGUUGCUUGUCCAGAUGUAUAAGAUCCAUGGUUUACACGGUGUCAUGUCAUUUAAAACUUUAAAUUACGUGGCAACAUGUAAAUUUUUAUAACUGUGAAAUCUAAUCUGGAUAAUAAAUGGAUUCUCUUUGUUUCACUUGAA
Molecule: messenger RNA, 868 nt
Organism: Alnus glutinosa
Lineage: Eukaryota; Viridiplantae; Streptophyta; Magnoliopsida; Fagales; Betulaceae
Exons: 3
Coding region: 181-630 (149 amino acids)
Biological process (GO): translation
Cellular component (GO): ribosome
Molecular function (GO): structural constituent of ribosome; small ribosomal subunit rRNA binding
Source: RefSeq, a predicted model, not a curated record